This is a messenger RNA of Mytilinidion resinicola, 797 nucleotides long. RefSeq lists its product as uncharacterized. The coding region runs from base 1 to 684 and encodes 227 amino acids. The record is from RefSeq and is a predicted model, not a curated record. The transcript has a single exon. Lineage: Eukaryota; Fungi; Ascomycota; Dothideomycetes; Mytilinidiales; Mytilinidiaceae.
AUGGCAGAAUCCCUGGCCCUCGUCGGCUUUGCGUCCGCGAUAGUCCAGUUCGUCGACUUCAGCACCAAGGUCAUUGCACGCCUCGACGACUAUCAUACAGCCAUAGGAAAGGUUCCAAAAGCUUUUCUGGGCAUUAAAACUGAGUUGCCGCUCGUGCUGAAGACCGUUGGACGCACACGAGAGCAAAGCCAGAGCGGCCUUGUCAGCAGCGAGACCCAGCAGGCGCUUAUCCCCGUUGUCGAUGGCUGCUGUGAACAGGUCAAGCUGCUUGACGCCAUACUUGUCGAAUUACUUCCGAAGCCUUGGGACAGCUCCUGGAAAGUGAGGAUGAAGGCACUCUCCAGCGUCCGAAAAGAAAAAGAGACCAGAAACAUUACCGCGACGUUGGAUAGCUACGUCCAGAAGCUUACCUAUUACGAAGUAGUAAAUCAAGGGCAUGCAUCCAAUGCAACGAGCCCGCGUCCCUCUGUGCCGGACAGCAAGACCAAUGCGCCGAAACCAACAUACUACAUCCUGCCUCAGCUUGCGGUGUCCCAAUCCAUUCAACGAGACGACUUGAUGAAACGAAUGCAGGAUGCUUUAGUACAGCCACAAGGGCCAUCACCACCAGUGAUUGUGCUCCUCGGGAUAGGCGGCCAGGGCAAGUCGCAGCUUGCGAUGGAGUAUUGCAAGAAAGCUCGCUAGCACGCAGCAUGGAGAAGAUAGCAUCUAACCUUUCUGAAGGCCGGUCCUUCUAUGGCCUCGACUCACAGAUUACGUUCUUCAGAGAUACAAUCGAGACUUGGACCUCUCCCUGG